This is a messenger RNA of Haliotis rufescens (red abalone), 795 nucleotides long. RefSeq names its product acid-sensing ion channel 1B-like. Gene Ontology annotation, cellular component: membrane. The record is from RefSeq and is a predicted model, not a curated record. Gene Ontology annotation, molecular function: ligand-gated sodium channel activity. Gene Ontology annotation, biological process: sodium ion transmembrane transport. The transcript has 2 exons. Lineage: Eukaryota; Metazoa; Mollusca; Gastropoda; Lepetellida; Haliotidae. Bases 49 to 795 code for a protein of 248 amino acids.
CAAGCCAUGAUUAUAUCUUCCACAAGCGGAGCUCUGUAGUCUGGCAGGAUGAAGGUGGAGCCGGUAGUCACUCUGAAGGAUGGUAUGACAUUGCGAGAAGAAAUCCUGUCUCAGUGGAAGGAUUUAUGGAGGGACUUCCUGCGAGAUACCAGUCUCCAUGGCUGUAAGAAGCGUCAUAAAGUAAUAAGAGUAGCAUGGACUGUGUUGCUUUUGACAAAGACGGGAAUAUGUCUGAAAACGUUGGCUGAUCUUUACAGUAGGUACUACAGCUACAACUUCAUCACUAAGAUUACAAGAGAGCGCAAACAACAGAUCAGGUUUCCUGCAAUCACGUUUUGCAAUCCGAACACGUUUGACAUAAGCCAACAAAACCUUACUAAGACAGAGCUGAACUAUCUUCGCAGUAAAGGCCCUCUGGCACACAUGUCACCGGCUAAUGACUGGUACGGGGAGGAAGGAAGAGAGCUAGAUAAAGUGGAUUAUGUCAAAUUUUGGGAAGAUGGAGCAUACAAUGAGGAAAAUAUGUUCGAGUUCAUAUAUUUCAAACACGACCGUGUCCUCCCGGAAAGGCUGAAAUACAACCUAAAACAAGAUCAACGUUGCUUCACCUUCAACGCUAACGCUGAUAUAGAUACAGAGUCCGGACAAGCAGGAUUGUUUAUAACUCUUAACAUCAUGCAAGAGACCUAUCUUGAGGGAGUAGUAUACGAGGCGGGGACAAAUGUAAAUCUGACAGACACAGAAAAGUUUCAAAAGGUUCAAAAGCAAACAACAUUCUACUAUAGCUGCUCAUAA